Myotis lucifugus (little brown bat) is the source of this 1619-nucleotide messenger RNA. It is a transcript of the gene CHST4, whose product is annotated as carbohydrate sulfotransferase 4. Lineage: Eukaryota; Metazoa; Chordata; Mammalia; Chiroptera; Vespertilionidae. The coding region runs from base 80 to 1228 and encodes 382 amino acids. Gene Ontology annotation, molecular function: N-acetylglucosamine 6-O-sulfotransferase activity. Gene Ontology annotation, biological process: carbohydrate metabolic process; protein sulfation; N-acetylglucosamine metabolic process. The transcript is spliced from 2 exons. The record is from RefSeq and is a predicted model, not a curated record. Gene Ontology annotation, cellular component: Golgi membrane.
CUGCAGGGCUUGGCUAGCAGCGAGCCUCUAAAGCAGUGGGGAAGCUUAAGCCAGUAACAAGGUCUUCCACUUCAGCACGAUGGUACUGCCCCCCAAAAUGAGGCCACUGCUGUUGUUCCUGGUUUCCCAGAUGGCCAUCUUCAUUCUAUACAUCCAUUUGUACAACCACAACUUCAACUCCCUGUCUACGAGGGAGGAGCCCAAGCCCAUGCAUGUACUGGUCCUGUCUUCCUGGCGCUCUGGCUCUUCUUUUGUGGGACAGCUUUUUGGACAGCACCCGGAUGUCUUCUACCUGAUGGAGCCUGCCUGGCACGUCUGGAUGACCUUCACACAAAGCACCUCCAGGAACUUGCAUAUGGCGGUGCGGGACCUGAUUCGGUCCAUCUUUCUGUGUGACAUGAGCGUCUUUGAUGCCUACAUGAAACCAGGUACCCGAAUACAGUCCAGCCUGUUCCAGUGGGAAACCAGCCGGGCUCUGUGUUCCCCGCCUGCCUGCGACGCCUUCCCACGGGAUACCAUCAUACCGAGGGCUCACUGCAAGACCCUAUGCAGCACACAGCCCCUUGAGAUGGUGGAGAAGGCCUGCCGCAACUACAGCCACGUGGUGCUCAAGGAGGUGCGCUUCUUCAACCUGCAGGUGCUCUACCCGCUGCUGAGGGACCCUUCCCUCAAUCUGCACAUCGUGCACCUGGUUCGGGACCCCCGGGCGGUGUUCCGUUCCAGAGAACACACCACAAAUGAACUCAUGAUUGACAGCCAAAUUGUGAUGGGACAGGAGCAGCAGAAACUCAAGGACGACGACAAACCCUACUAUGUGAUGCAGGUUAUCUGUCAAAGCCAGCUGGAGAUCUAUAAGGCUGCUCAGACCUUGCCCAAAGCCCUCAAGCAGCGCUACCUGCUCAUGCGCUAUGAGGACGUGGUCCAGGACCCCCUGGCCCAGACUGCCCGAAUGUAUGAAUAUGCAGGGUUGAAAUUCUUGCCACACCUCCAGGCCUGGGUGCACAAUAUCACUCGAGGCAAGGGCAUGGGUAGCCACUCCUUCAAAACGGAUUCCAGGGAUGCCCUCAGUAUCUCCCAGGCCUGGCGCCAGUCCUUGCCUUAUGAAAAGGUUUCUCGACUUCAGAAAGUCUGUGGUGAUACCAUGAACUUGCUGGGCUACCGCCUCGUCAGAUCUGAGCAAGAGCAGAGAAACCUGUCGCUGGGUCUUCUGUCUACUUGGACCCCUUGAGGAGGUUCUGUCCCCAUUGGCACCAGCCUCAGCCACGUUAACUGAAGGCUACUUAUGUCUGAACCUUGCUUAUUCUCUGCUGGUAUGUACACGUGAGCACAAGCUGUGCCCAGACAUGCUCAAGCCAAGAAAGCUUUAUAGCUCUAUUCAGGUCUAGAAAAGAGACUCAGUAACUGUGUGUGUGUGUUUAGCACAUUCCACCACUGGAGAAGGAAUACUGCCAUCUCUCUUUAGCCUUCCUAUCUGUGUAUACCUCAGAGACUUCGUGGCUGGGGUCCUAUUUGGUACCACACAGUAUCAGUAGAGUAAAUCCAUUAACUUCUCUGUCCAUAUCCUGCCCGAUGGGAAAGGGGAGAGACAGGAAAUGGGUCUUCCAGUAAAGAGCCCAUCA